UGAGUAGGUGAAUAUAUAUAGGAGGUGGCAGUAGGUACCGGUGUGAUGAGAGAGAUAGAUAGAUAGAAUUAAUAGAGAAGCAAUCUGAAUAACGAGAAUGGAGAAUAACGAGGAAAUCCCAUCAACACCUGCAACGCCAGGCACUCCUGGUGCACCUCUUUUUGGAGGCUUCAACAAUGGCAGUGGUAGGAAUAAGAGCAACAAGUCACUUCUCAAGAGUUGCAGGUGCUUCAGCGUGGAGGAAUGGAGCCUAGAAGAUGGAGGCUUACCCGCAGUCUCAUGCUCGCUGCCAGCCCCUCCGCCAGUCCCUCUCGCAAGGAAAGUUGGAGCAGAGUUCAUCGGAACCUUCAUUCUCAUGUUCGCCGGCACCGCCGCUGCCAUCGUCAACCAAAAGACAAACGGCUCCGAGACCCUCAUCGGAUGCGCCGCCACCACCGGCCUCGCCGUCAUGAUCGUCAUCCUUGCCACCGGCCACAUCUCCGGCGCUCAUCUCAACCCCGCCGUCACCAUUUCCUUUGCCGCAUUGAAGCACUUCCCUUGGAAGCACGUUCCUAUGUACAUUGGUGCACAGGUUUUGGCUUCUAUAUGUGCCGCAUUUGCUCUUAAGGCAGUUUACCACCCUUUCAUGAGUGGAGGAGUUACCGUUCCUUCCGGAGGAUAUGCCCAAGCUUUUGCUUUGGAGUUCAUUAUUGCCUUCAAUCUCAUGUUCGUUGUCACUGCAGUUGCCACCGACACCAGAGCUGUGGGAGAACUGGCGGGAAUCGCGGUGGGAGCAACUGUGAUGCUAAAUAUACUCAUAGCAGGGCCAGUAUCAGGGGGCUCAAUGAACCCAGUAAGAACACUAGGUCCUGCUGUAGCUGCAAACAACUACAAAGCCAUAUGGGUCUAUCUGGUAGCUCCCAUACUUGGUGCUUUAGGUGGGGCAGGAACCUACACUGCAGUCAAGCUGCCUGAAGAAGAUGAUGACGCCAAGGCAAAGGCUUCAAUCAGCUUCAGAAGGUGACUUGUCCCCAUUGUCAUCAGUCAACAGACCAUCUAAGGCUCCAACUUAGACAAUGGAACAUGAUAGGAUGAUUAUGCUCUUAAAUGAUAAUUAUAAAUAAUGUAGAAAGCAAGCAAUAGUGAGAAUAGUUUGGUUCGUGCAAAUGUUAGAUAUGUAAAACGUGUGUUGCAGUGUAUGAUGUAUCUAAACGUAUUCUGGCAUAAAUGGGUGCUGUUUGGUACAUAAAAAUACAAUAAUAUUCCUUUAUUUCCUCUUUUCA
Molecule: messenger RNA, 1262 nt
Organism: Cajanus cajan (pigeon pea)
Lineage: Eukaryota; Viridiplantae; Streptophyta; Magnoliopsida; Fabales; Fabaceae
Product: aquaporin NIP6-1
Biological process (GO): transmembrane transport
Cellular component (GO): membrane
Molecular function (GO): channel activity
Source: RefSeq, a predicted model, not a curated record